Messenger RNA from Chenopodium quinoa (quinoa), 2328 nucleotides. RefSeq lists its product as uncharacterized. Gene Ontology annotation, molecular function: protein binding. The record is from RefSeq and is a predicted model, not a curated record. Lineage: Eukaryota; Viridiplantae; Streptophyta; Magnoliopsida; Caryophyllales; Amaranthaceae. The coding region runs from base 341 to 2086 and encodes 581 amino acids. The transcript has 6 exons.
AAAAGAAUGAAAUGCAAACUUGUUUAGGAGUUUUAGCCCAGAAAAUAGUAGUAGCAUUUGCAAUGCAAAACUAACCCUCAUCUUCUCUACUGUCGUGUCUCUCUUUCUCUCUCCUCUUUCUCUCUCUUCUUUCAAGGUGAUUACUGGAUUCAUUUCGCUGAUUAAUUGGGGACAAUUUCUAAAGCCGACAUCGAUUGAUUUUUUUGCGGGGGGAAGAUAAACCAAUGGUUUCUGAUUCUUUUGGUAACAGUCCAAAGAUGAUGUUAUGCAGGGGCUACAACAACUUUUGGUCAAUAUAGGUUGCCCUUUAGGUAUAUGUAUGGGCUGACUUGUACUUUUCAUGGGAGGUGUAGAGGAUGGCCAACCACCCUCAAAGCGGCUGAGAUUAUCUUGUGCAGGAUCAAGCAGUCUUUCAAGUAGCUUAAGAGCUGAAGAAACCGUAGCUACUGGCUCUUUGAGGGAUUUGAUGGCCCGACCUAUACAAUGCCAAGGGGAAGAAGAAGUGAUUGGUUCAAGAGGGGUGAUCAAAAGGCUAGAAUUUGUUAGACUUAUAGCUGGUGCUUUGUAUGCUCUUGGUUAUGAACGUACUGGUGCGUGUCUUGAGGAAGAAUCUGGUAUACCAUUGCACUCUGCUGCAGUAAACUUGCUUAUGCAGCAUGUUCUUGAUGGGAGGUGGGAUGAAAGUGCCUCGAUAUUGCAAAGCAUUGGUUUAGAGGAUGAAACUAUAAUAAAAUCAGCCAAAUUUUUAAUUUUGGAGCAGAAAUUUUUCGAGCUUUUAGAUGAUGGAAAGACAAUGGAUGCUCUAAAGACGUUGAGGACGGAGAUUUCACCUCUACAUAUCAAGACAAGCAGGCUACAUGAACUUUCUUCUUGUAUUCUUUAUCUUCCGCAGAGUGAGAAUGGAUGUGCUCGCAAGGAUUCGCUGAAAGGAAAAUCUCGUUCAGAAGUUCUUACUGAACUGCAGAAAUUACUUCCUCCCACAAUAAUGGUUCCUUCCAGAAGGUUGGAAUAUCUAGUAGAACAAGCCUUGAAUUUGCAGCGUGGGACCUGCAUAUAUCACAACUCAUCUGACAGGGAGAUGUCAUUGUAUGCUGAUCAUCACUGUGGAAGAGACAAUAUUCCUAGUCGUACUUUGCAGAUUUUAGAAGGGCAUCAAGAUGAAGUAUGGUGCUUGCAAUUUUCUCAUAAAGGGAAAUAUUUAGCAUCAGCAUCAAAGGAUCGAUCAGCUAUAAUAUGGGAGGUCGGCGUAAAUGGUGAAGUUGCGCUUAAGCAUCGAUUAUGUGGCCACCAAAGACCAGUUUCUCAAGUUUCAUGGAGCCCAGAUGAUCAACAGCUUCUCACCUGUGGGGCAGAGGAGACGGUGCGGCGGUGGGAUGUAUUAUCUGGUGAAUGUCUUCAAGUCUAUGAGAAGGCUGGGAUUCCUGUUGUCUCCUGUGCAUGGUUCCCUGAUGGGGAGUCUGUCUUUGCUGGCUUUUCGGAUAAAAGCAUAGGCAUGUGGGAUCUGAAUGGAAAAGAACUGGAGUGUUGGAAGGGACAUCGAACAGUUAAAAUUUCUGAUCUGGAAAUAACUCAUGACGGAAAACAAAUCAUAAGUAUAUGCAGAGAAGCAGCGAUUCUACUCUUGGACAGAGAAACACAAUUUGAGAGGUUGAUUGAGGAGGACCAAGUUAUAACUUCAUUUUCUCUCUCAAAUGAUGGGAAAUUUAUACUGGUUAAUCUUCUUGACCAAGAAAUCCAUCUUUGGACCAUAGAUGGCGAUAUUAGGCUUGUAGCCAAGUACAAAGGCCAUAAAAGGUCCAGGUUUGUGGUAAGGUCUUGCUUUGGUGGCCUAGAACAAUCUUUCAUAGCCAGUGGGAGCGAAGAUUCACAGGUUUUUAUAUGGCAUCGAAGUUCAGGACAACUUGUAGAUAUAUUGCCAGGUCACUCUGGAGUUGUCAACUGUGUUAGCUGGAAUCCAGUGGACCACCACAUGUUAGCUACAGCCAGUGAUGACCGUACAAUACGGAUAUGGGGCUUGAAUGGAGCAAAUAUGAGGCGUAGUGUUUGUCAGAGCAAUGGCACCCAUCAAUGCAAUGGAAAAUUAUGAAAGCUUUCCUACAUACAGCCAAUGGAAAACGAGGCACGUUACCUUUGAAUUUAUUUCUAUUCUUGUAAAUUUUCCUUUGACUUGUCUCAAGUGAAUAUUCAUGGUGAUAAAAUGAGGAUUAUGUUGUUUUUAUGACAAUUGUUUUGAUGUCUGGUUCAUUUUGGAUUCUGAAAUCGUUUUUUCCCUUAAUGUGCUGAUAAUUCUUUUAGUGAACAAAUGGAAAAAAAAGAUAUAACACACAA